This is a messenger RNA of Labrus mixtus (cuckoo wrasse), 1937 nucleotides long. Its product is annotated as maternal B9.15 protein. Gene Ontology annotation, biological process: negative regulation of mitotic cell cycle; negative regulation of cell population proliferation. The record is from RefSeq and is a predicted model, not a curated record. Bases 165 to 1031 code for a protein of 288 amino acids. NCBI's taxonomy places the organism in Eukaryota, Metazoa, Chordata, Actinopteri, Labriformes, Labridae. Gene Ontology annotation, cellular component: nucleus; cytoplasm. The transcript is spliced from 5 exons.
CUCUGUUGCAGCAGCACCGAGAAAAGAUCGGAGAACAAGGAAGCAACAUGUGCUGACCAUAAUAACUCCAACACAUCACACAUCACCAGCACAGCCAGGAAAGCACGAAGACACAGCGAGCCGAGCACAAUCAUCGCCGAGUCACACUGUUUUAAAACUUCAUAAUGAAAAGAGAGAUAAAGGCUGGAGUCGACUUCCUCAAGCGCCUGGUAUUGGCUCGUGGCAAGCUUGAUGAAGCCAAGGUAGAAUUGUUUGCUGAGAAGCUUCAGAAACUCUUGUGUGACAAAUAUGAAGACCACUGGUAUCCUGACUACCCCAGCAAAGGCCAAGCCUACAGGUGUAUCCGGUUAAAUAACGGAGGACCCUGUGAUAAAGAGGUCCUGAAGGCAUGCGAGGAGAGUGAGCUCACACACAAUGAGCUCGGCCUUCCACAUGAGAUCACACUGUGGAUCGACCCACUGGAGGUGUUUGCAAGAGCUGGGGAGAACAGCAGGCCCUUUGAAAUAGCCUCAUUUGAUGAGGACGACACGGCGUGUGUGAAGGGAGAACAUGAUGACUCCUCAGUGGCAUCUAUAAACCUGGACACGUCAGACUACCAUUCUGCUACCUCUUCAGAUUGUGGCUCCACUACCUCGAGUGACACAGAGGAGGAGGCAAAAGAAGGCGAGACAGGGAGAGAGCAAAAAAAAGAGACGGACGAGGUUGUGAAGAAGAAUGAGGCGGCAGAAGACGACCCCUACCCCAUAGUGAUGGUGCCUAGGGUUCGGAAACGGAACGGAGAUGGACCAAAUAAGGUCAAAUACGUCAGAAAUAUGCUCCCUGCUAGCCUCCAGUACUUCUACCAGCCUGCACCAGUCUGGCCUCAGUACAAGAAGGGUGCUCCCAUGUUUCUGAACUCGGUGUGCGUGCCUCCAGCGCCGCCUCCUCCUCCACCGCAGCAGGUAUUUGGCUACUACAUCCUGCCCCAGCCGUCUCCACAGUUCAUCCUGCCUCAAGCUGCCCUGCAGCCGUGGGGGGCUGUGAAGGGUUAGACCAUCCAGGAAGUUUUAGGUGAAGAUGGAUUUGAGCAAUACAAAGAUCCUUCAACUGAGCCAUUCCAUGUCUGAUCUCAGCUGUGUCAGAGUUUAACGUUGGCCAAAAAAAGGAGAGCUGAAGGUUAUGCCUCGCACAACUUCUUAUAAUUGUUUUUUUUCCUGUUUCACAGUUUGUUUUUUUUAGAACCCAUCAAGUCCGCACUGCUUGUUAUUUGUUAAUUUGGUUUACAGUAAGACUGACUGACUCAGGAACUCUUAGAAAUAUCUUCAAAGCCAAACAAAUGUCUAUUCAGGGGUUUUAUCUCUUAUUAUAGCAAUCUUUGUAUGUUUUCUCACAUAUUAAGGGUCCUAAAGUGUAAACAUCAUAGCUAAUCAAUGUAAAAUGAUAUUCAGGGUUUUAAUCUAAUGUAGCUAGAGUGAUGAUAUCUGUAUAUUAAGAAAUAUAUUUUUUACUAAACAUAUUGUAAAUAACAACUUAGACACCAUAGACUGAUGCACACUUUCUAACCUUGCGGUUUUGUCAUUGUUGUAAUUUAUAUGGCCACAACUGGAUGGCAAUCACCUCACAGCUUAUAUUUGAACUUUUGAUGAAAUUGUAUAUAUAUAUUUUCAUUACAGUGGCAGCUGUGUAUCCAACUUCAUGGAUCACAAACAUGUUUUUGGAUAGCCUUAAGUCUUUCUGCUGUAAAGUGAAUCCGUUAAACAGCUUCCUUAGAGCUGUGUUUUUAAGGCUGUAAAUAAUUUUGCUUCACCAGAAAUACGCUACAGCUAUAGAAAACGUGAAUGGAUGUUUCACCCUCUGAUUUUUAUCUGCUUUUAUUUUUUUGUUUGUGGAAUGAUAUUGAUUUUUGUUUUAUGUCAAUGCAACUUGCAGAUUAUUAAAUCAACACAAGCCUGAAAUGA